Dermatophagoides farinae (American house dust mite) is the source of this 652-nucleotide messenger RNA. Lineage: Eukaryota; Metazoa; Arthropoda; Arachnida; Sarcoptiformes; Pyroglyphidae. The record is from RefSeq and is a predicted model, not a curated record.
CAAUUCGAACUGUCAAACCAUCGAAUUUUGAAACGAAAACAAUUUCAAAACACGACUUUCAAAGCCAUUUCCUAACUGCGAUUUUUUUCCAAAGCGAAUAAUAAUUUCGAUAACUUGAUAUUUCGAUAGUUUUUCAUCAACGAGAAAAGAAAGAAGAAAAUGUUGGCUCUUCCACGACAAAUUUCCCGAAUGUUGAACGAUGUUAUGGAUGAUGACAUCUUCUAUUGGCCGAUUUCUACAUUACAAAACCGUAAUUGGUUGUCAACAUUGAACAGCGAUAUUCAUAUGCCGACCUGCCAGGAUGGUAAAUUCGCAAUGAAUUUUGAUGUUCGAAACUUUGAUCCAAACAGUGUACAGGUGAAAUUGGAUGGCAACAAUCUUCAAGUUCAAGCCAAACAAGAAAAGAAAGCUGAUGGCCACUAUGAAUAUCGUGAAUUUGUACGACAUGUUACUGUACCGCAGAAUGUUCAAUCCGAUCAAUUGAAAUGCAAAAUGGACAAAGAUGGUGUAUUACGAUUUGAAGCUCCAUUGAAACAGAUUAAAAAUGAAGAACCUAAAGAACGUGUUAUACCGAUUGAAAUGGUGAACAAAAACAAACCAGCUGUUGAACAACAGAAAUAAUCAAUUAAAAAAUGAACAUUCUUAACUUUAA